Molecule: messenger RNA, 507 nt
Organism: Lactuca virosa
Lineage: Eukaryota; Viridiplantae; Streptophyta; Magnoliopsida; Asterales; Asteraceae
Source: the annotation of a GenBank genome assembly
AUGGGUUUUCUGUUGCUUGUGUCCCUAGGUUUACUGUCGCUUGCGUCCAUUGGUUAUCUGGCUGUUGCUACCAUUGGUACUCGGUGCAACCCUGCCAUUGGUUCUAUGGCUCUUCCUGCGGUCGGUAUUCGGUCCCUUGCGUCCAUUGGUUAUGUGGCUCCUACUGCCAUUGAUGUUCGGUCUGUUGUGUCCAUUGGUUGUCUGGCUGCUGCUGCCAUUGAUGUUCAGUAUGUUGUGUCCAUUGGUUGUCUGGCUGCUGCUGCCAUUGUUGUUCGGUAUGUUGCGUCCAUUGGUUCUCUGGCUCAUGCUGCCAUUGGUUUUCGGUCGCUUGCGUCGGUUCCUCUUCUUUCGCUUUUGUCCCACUCCCUGACGCCCCAGUACGUUUUUUACUUUUACUUUGGUUAUUUGGAACGAUUUCCUUACACGUCCUUGCAUUAUGAGCUGUGUUAUGGCAUCUACUACACCUUCUUAUUUUUGGUUCCUCAGCUUGAGAGGGAAUACGAUUAG